This is a messenger RNA of Acaromyces ingoldii, 1573 nucleotides long. RefSeq lists its product as hypothetical. The record is from RefSeq and is a predicted model, not a curated record. Lineage: Eukaryota; Fungi; Basidiomycota; Exobasidiomycetes; Exobasidiales; Cryptobasidiaceae. The coding region runs from base 32 to 1195 and encodes 387 amino acids. The transcript is spliced from 3 exons.
CUCCUCUAGGACAAGGACAAGAUAGACAACCAUGGCUUUGACGAUCCUCCACCUCGGAAGCACGGGCUACAUCGGCGGGGCCGUGUUGCACGCGCUGCUCCAGUCGCCGCCUCCAGGCCUGGCGCGCCUGGUCCUGCCCGUCUCGUCGCCCGCCAAGGCCGCAGACGUGCAGCGCUGGCGCGCCUCGCUCCCUUCCUCUGCUGCCGCCUUCUCCGGCACCGUCGAGGUGCCCGUCGUGCCGCGCGAGGGGCCAGCAUGGUACGAGACAGUGGAGCAGCUCUCGUCCCAGGCGGACCUCGCCAUCAAUGCGGCCACCUCCGACGACCUCGAGCUGACACGGGCCAUCAACCGCGGCCUCGUCAAGGGCAAGCGCCAGCAAGGGCGCAGGGGCACGCUCAUCCACCUCAGCGGCGUGCAGCUCAUCGAGAGCGAGCCCGUGGGCGACUACGUCGAGACGCCGCUCUAUGACGACGGCGACACGAAGUCCAUCGCCAGCAUCCCCGACAGCGCCGCACACCGCUCCAUCGAUCUCGAAAUCGUCGAGGCAGACACCUCUGGCGCGCUCUGGGCCUCAAUCGUGUGCCCAGCCCUCGUCUGGGGCCCGUCGCCCGGGCCCGGCGCAAAGCUAUCGACACUCGUGCCCGACAUGGUCCGCAAGGCGCUCCACAAUGGCCACGCCACGUACGUGGGCACGGGCAAGAAUGUCUGGGUGCACGUCUCGCUGCGCGACUGCGUCGGCCUCAUCACGCGCCUCGUCGCGCUCCACCUCGCUGCUGGCGACAAGGAGGGCGAGGGACAGGGGCAGGGUGAGGCGAAGAGAGAGGCACACGAGGGCUUCUACUUUGCCUCGUACAACGACGACCUCAUCGAUUUCCGGCAGGUGGCCGCGUCGAUCGGCCAUGUCCUCAGCGUCGAGCGCGGCCUCGUCGCGUCGGCCGAGCCACGCGCCGUGCCAUGCCCGCCGUUUGACGCCUCGAUGAAGGGCGUCCGCAUCGAGGAUGCCGCGCGGUCCCAGGCCGACGUCGACGUCGACGCACGCACGCCCAUUUGGCCCUGCCGCACAAACUGCCGCUGCAUCGCUCGCCGCGGACACGAGCGCCUCGGCUGGUCGGCCACCGACCGCUUCGACGAAGAGGCCAGACGGCAGGACGUCCGGGACUGCCUCGACGUCAUUCUUGCCGAGACGAAAAAGUAGGCAAGGGUACUACCGAACUAAGUAGCCAAGCAAUAAGAAAGCUGCAAACAAGCUGCGAAUAAGCUGCGAACGUUCGAUGAGCAUUCAGGCAACGAGAGAGAGAGAGUUAUAGACAGAACGAACACUGGGAAAGCAAAGGUGGGGGAGUGGGCAGCGUCUGGCCUGCGUGCGAAGGAGUACUACAACAAUAGGGAGAAUUACGAAAAGAGCGGGGAAGAGCCAAGACAAGUAGUAAGUACUGGGCCAGAGAAAGGGGAGGCUUCAUCGGCGCCUCGCGCCCCGUGGGAGAAUCAAAAGAGAGAAAAAGAGCGUGUGGUUGAGUUUUGUUUGCGGGAUAUCAUCGGGUGGAGUCCGUCGGUUCGGUCAGUCGGUGAAGGU